This is a messenger RNA of Brienomyrus brachyistius, 5197 nucleotides long. Its product is annotated as PHD finger protein 24-like. The transcript is spliced from 9 exons. NCBI's taxonomy places the organism in Eukaryota, Metazoa, Chordata, Actinopteri, Osteoglossiformes, Mormyridae. The record is from RefSeq and is a predicted model, not a curated record. The coding region runs from base 462 to 1748 and encodes 428 amino acids.
GAUCCAGUGAAGAACACUCGUGUUCUACAUUGACUACAACUUGCUGAAGACCUCUGAGCUCCCCGAUUAAUUUGCAAGGCUGUUAGCAUCGAUCACAGGCGUACUUAUAUAUAUGUGCAUUCCCUUCAUUUCUAUACGUGCAUAUAUUUUGUGUCUUUUUUAUGCCUGCUGAGCGAUAUAUCGAUAGACAUCGUAGCCUGGGUGCAGUAUCAGCACGGGAGCUGUCCAUACAGCGCGUGUAUCUACAACAUACUUCAACCCAGCAAAACGACGGCAUCAUUACUUAUUAUUUUCAUUGCAGUUUUUAAUUUAUUCUCUUUUGAUAAAUUUUUGGGCUGCCACGGAAAAAACAUAUGAUUAUAUUUACAAGGCGACUGAAACCUUGAAAUGCUGUGGAGACGUCUGUAAGAAGGAGAGAAGAAACCACAAGUCAAGUAGUACGGUGUGAACUAUUCACAGUCAUGGGUGUCCUGAUGUCGAAAAAGCAGCAGGUGGAUAAGGUGCAGAAGUGCAGUGCUGUGGUUUCCGCUUUCAAAGAGGGUUUGAAGGAGCGCCCUCUCCCAGCUCACCGGGCCCAGAACACUGCAGAACCCGAGGAGGAUCCUGUUGAGUGCUCUGCUGAAACCGCAUCCUCAGGGAAGGGGCGGGAGGAGGGGCAACUGCCGGAACAGGGCAAAAAGGUCUCCGCUUCCCUGGAGAAGGAAGGCGACUCUAAAGUGAACCAGGAGGCGUGGUCCCGGCUGCGUGAUGGAAAGGGGGUGGAGCCUGAAGAUCUCAACAAGGCGGCUCAUCAACUCACCCCUCCGGCAUUUGAUCGUCCCAAGAGAGAAACUAAUGACGAUGAACCUGUGGAAAUUGUACUGGAUCAGAGAGAGCAGCCGGCCAAUGACGAGAUGUGCGAAAUCUGUGAGGUGUGGACGGCAGAUGACUUGUUCCCCUGCCGGAUAUGCACGCGAGUGUUCCAUGAUGGCUGCCUGCAGGAGAUGGGCUAUCUUUGCAAGGACAGCCUACAGCAGAUGAGGGACACUGCCCACACUUCCACAGGCUGGAGCUGCUAUUAUUGCGACAAUGUGAACCUACUUCUUACUGAGGAAGAGAUGUAUAGUCUCACAGAGACCUUCAAGCAGUGCAAGAUCAUUCCAGAAUCCUGCUUGGGGUCUGAGGAAUUCCUCCAGUACAAGCACUUUGUGUCCAAGCAGCUCUCUGAACGAGACCUGGCUGAUGACCAGGAGGAGGAGGUUCUGGCCCAGUUCUCUGUUCUGGACCCUGAACAGAAGGGACAGAUGGAGUGGACUGACUUCCUGUACCAUGAAUCUCUGGGAGUGCUCAAUAAAUUCCGCUCUAAGAAUUCUCUUGUACGACUGCUGACCGCAAAAGAAAGGGACCGGGCACGCUCGGUGUACUUGAGUUUAAAUCAAGACAAUGAUGGUCUUGUUCUUAGUGGGGAGGUGCGGAGAUCCCAACAGUCGUGGUUCCAGAAACAUACCAAAGAAGCGCAGUCCUGCAAUGUCAGACUCAUGGGACUGUGUUCCACAAUAACAAAUCUAAGCAUCAGCCAUGUUGGGCCGAUAUCGGAGAGCAGCCCCGCAAGUUCCGGAAGCAACAAAAGUCGCGAGAAGAGUCCAAUUUCAUCUGGGAAGGAUGACAAAAGGCAAAUGAACUGGCAGGAGUUCUUGAUGGAGAGCGCCAUCUACAUUUUGGCCGCCCGCCCAAACAGUGCUGCAGUGCAUCUCCGCCCCCCACUAUAGCCCUAUAACAGAACAUCUCUAGUCCUUGGGGUGAAAGAGAGACAGGGAGAGAGAGACAGAGAGAGAGAGAGAGAGAAGAUGAUGAUGCUCUGCAGAUUGAUGAGAAAGAUUAGAAAACAAGCUUGAGGCUUUUCCUCUCAAGGGGAUGCUAAAGUCCAUCCAAAGACCUUUUGAGCUGCCUGCAAUUAGUUCUUGUACCAAACAGAAAUAAAUUACAUUGAUAUGUUGCAUUUAUCCUCAAUUUCGUACCCCGAGCAAGAAAAGCAGCUCUCCUUAAAAUAUUUGAAAAUAACACGCUUAAUGUCCUGAAAAUGUUAUCUAAACACUUGAUUGGCAGUGAACUCUGCACAUCUCCCUAACAAAACACGAUGCACUGAAAACUUCUGUAAUGCAGCGAAAGUUGUCAAGACUUACAUUCUGUAAUACUGUACAAGCACACUGCAAUGCUGGCCGGAAUAACUGCUGGAAAGGUGGGUGGAUGGAUGGAUUAAAGCACAAAAUUUAAACUAACAAUAUAACCUAUGGAUGUUCUUAUUGAAAGGGAUGAAAAGUAAUUAUACCGAUGUUUUAAGUUUUGCAAAAUUAAAAAAUAAUGCAAAAUGCAUCCCUGUAUGGCAGUUUUCUUCUAUGAAAGAUAUAAAUGCAUAAAUGAUAUAAAAGACUCAGUACUUUAGACUGAACGAUAUACUGUAGUCAUCAUGUUUUUCCAAUGAAAUGUGGAAUUUCAGUUGUAUUACUUAGUUAUAUAAUUUUUUCUUACCUUUUCAUAAACUAUCAUAGCUGUAAUGUUUAGAUCAUGUUGCACUUAAAAUGGGUGAUUUACAUCAUUUUUAUUUUAAUUAGUGCUGUUGAUUUUAGUAUUCAGUUUAUUUAUAUAAUUUACAUGGAUCUUCCUAAACCAUGUUUGCCUAAAGAGUUUAAGCACAUGAUGCUGGAAAAUACCCAAAUGAAACAUUUUGUCAAAAACAUCAAGAAGUUGUACUUGUAAUACUUGUAUAAUCAUGCCUUGUAAAUUUACUGUAAUUGUAUUAUUAGUAGUAGUGCUAUUAAUAGUAAGACUCUGGCUUCUUAAACUAUACCUGAAGUGGUUUGGAAGAAGUUUCUGUUAUUUCUUUGUUACCUGAGGACAAUUGUAAAGCCGUUACAGCUGAACCGUUUCACAAACCUUGAAAUAAUGAAUUCCAAACAGUUUUGAAGAGAUUAUGAACUAGAGGAGGGAGGUUGUGUAACUGAACAAGAUAAACUGUGACACAAGCCAUGUAACACGACUGUUUUACCAAAGAGUGAGAUCAGAAUGCAGCACCCCCAUCACAAAGAGGACAGAGAGAAGGACAGGCCUGGGUAUACUAGGAAAAGGGCCAAUUUGAAGCUUGAUGCUCUUCUGUAAGGUCUCUCAAUGCGGGAUUCAAGGCCAAAGACAUGCCAACUGUGGUGAACAUGGCGGAUUAAAGAAAUCUUCAUGUUGCUCCUUUCAGACAUAAUUAAGAAUAUGGUGUUUGUUAGUCUAUUAAGACCUGUACACCCUAGCAGAGACUGAAAUGCUAAAGACAUUUGUACUGGGGGGCAAGCAGAAGUAUUAAUAGUAGCAUACUCCCUUGGAAUCAUGGGUAUAGUUACAUACAGUAUUGACCACACUGGCAAGUAAACGUGCUGAAAAUGCACAUAGUAAAUCAGAACUUAGCACUUUGCUGCAGCCAGCAGUGAGAAAUACAAGGAAUAAAUAAAGGUUGAUAAAGUAUUAAAAACACUGGUUACUCCGCAGCGGUCUUUAGGGUUGAUUACAGAUUAUGUAUUUAAUGAAAAGCCCUCUUGGCCUCAGUUUUCUUAUGACACAAAAUAUACUAAAUCAUUCUGAUCUUUUCAUCUCAAAUUGUUGCUCUGUAUCAUUCUCAUCAACUGGUUGUUCAUGAUAUUUUAUUGUCACAGUGAAUUAAAAUAAUAUCUGGCAAAAUUAUCUUAUUAACCCUCACUAAAAAAGAAUGGUCUGCUGUUUGUCCAUCCAUCUAUCCAUCCAUCCAUGAUCCCAUCCGUUCAUCGAUCAAUUCCAUUUUGUUUUAAAAUCCUAAUUUAAUUCAGGGAUACAGUAACACUGGAUCAUAGUGAAUAAGAAUUAUGUUAUCAAGUGCUGUAGACUGUUGGGAAACAGAAAUAUAAUACCUGCAAAAUACCAGCCACAUUAUAUGGACCUUCUCAUCAUUAUGACUGUCUGUACUCAGAUCAGUUUCAAGGAUCCAGUGAUACUUCUGGAUUAAUUCUGGAGACGUAUCAAGACAAAUGAGUUUUUCCUAAGCUAUGGUGGACUAGGUACUGCAAGUAAAAGUGGAAGCUGCUCGAUUUUACAUUAAUUAAUUAAUUAAUUACUUUUCAGACAUGGGUGAAUCCACCUAAACCAUUUCUUAUUCAACAUAGGAGGAAAGCAAGCGCUUGGCGAAAACCCCCGUGAACAUGGGGAGAGGAUGCAACCUUGGGAUGAGUGGGGGGCACUGUACUGGAUAUGUAUUUGGGGAAUGAAUGGCUGUUACAUUUAUUGUGCUUCUGCACGUAAUAUUUUAGUGCACAAUUAAAACUAAUCUGACAAUGAUGUUUCAGGCUUUGGAGUAUUUAAGAAAGUAACAACAAUUUGUAUCCUGGCUUGCAUGCUACAGUAACAUUGCUCCUACUGCACAGCUGCUCACAUUUUAUGGUAACCAGUUUGUGCUGCUCCUAGACUGCAGAGCAGCCUGUAUUGCAUAAAGGAAAAAAAAAGGUAAUCAUCUUGGCAUGUACAUACAGGAAGCAACCAGGGGUAGCUUAUCCAGUACAUGGUCAUGGGGGGAGACCUGGAGCCUAUCCCAGGCAGCACAUGGUGCAAGGCAUGGCAACACACACACACUGGGUAACUCACCUGAGGAAACAGGAGUACUCGGCAUAUACAGCGAGGAGUGAGAUAUUAAUUAGUACUACCUAUCGCACCACCCCCAGCCAAUAUGUUAUUUUUCAUUUGCAGCUUAUUGCUAGGCGAUAUAUCUCAUCACUGAUACCUUACUAUGUUGUGUGGUGAAAGAAGAGAAUAAAAACAGUAGCCUUCAACAAUUAAUAUACCUCACUUAAUGACAAUACUCUGCACUUAUUAUGAGCAAUUACUUUAAGAUGAGUUAAGACAAGAUUUAUACCACUACUGCCACUCCUAAUAAUAAUACAGUUAUAAUUAAAUGUUAUUUGUAUGGUCUGCAAAUAUUGGAUCGGUGGUGAAGGAGGAUGAAUCAAUGGAUGGAUGAAAAUUGCAAGCUCAAUACCAGAACACUUGCUUCUGCAUCCAUUAUCAUAGUACUUAUCCUGAAUUGUUUCUAUUAAUAGCUAAGCAUAUAGAUCUAUAGAAAGUAAAAGAUAUUGACACAUUGUAACAGCCCAUAUUGGAAUAUAAUCUAAAAGGUGUCGACCAAAUGAUAUUUUCUGACAUCACACUUACA